Molecule: messenger RNA, 561 nt
Organism: Wasmannia auropunctata (little fire ant)
Lineage: Eukaryota; Metazoa; Arthropoda; Insecta; Hymenoptera; Formicidae
Product: omega-theraphotoxin-Hg1a-like
Exons: 3
Coding region: 209-418 (69 amino acids)
Cellular component (GO): extracellular region
Molecular function (GO): ion channel inhibitor activity
Source: RefSeq, a predicted model, not a curated record
GAAAGGUGAAGUGGAGAUGCUUUAGAGAGAUGACUAGAAAUGAGUUAUUCGUACGAGAGUUUAUUCGAGACUACUGGCCGAAAUCGUUGACGAUGUACAUCAAAAUGAGAAGUCGCCGUUGUAACUGUUGUAAGGAUGAGAAGGGGAAAUAAUGCCGUAUGUUUAUUUUAGUUAGAGACGGCUGAUCGGUAGCGAAAAACAAGAAGGAAUGUCAAGACAAGAUGAAGAGAGAGACAAAAUUCGUUAUUUCCAUUACUGUCGUUAUGCUAUGGCUAUUUUGUUAUGCUAUGUGGAUAAACCAGGAUGCCGUUAUCUGUUUGGAGGCUGUUCCCAGGAUGAUAAUUGCUGUCCUAAAUUGGUUUGUCCAUAUGGAUACUGUGCAUGGGAUGGCUCAUUUGGAAAAAAGGAAACUAGAUAACAGACCUCGUUAUUCUGAAUCAUAUCCAUUUCUGGCACAUCCUGGCAAAUACCAGAAUAUGUAAUGAUAUUAGAAUGAUAAUAUCGCUUAAUAUUCUUCUUUAUAUUUGACUGUGGCGCUAUUUCUCUUUAUAUUUAUAUUUA